AUGUCUUUGAAAUUAACAGCAUUUCGUUUAUUAUCACCUACAAUUGGUGGUUUUUCACAACGAACAUUUUUUGCUUUCCGAAUGAAUCAAUUUGUAAAUUUACAAAUAAAUAAUACACAACAAACAGACCCAUUUGUAUUACAACCUGAAAGUAAUACGCAAUAUAAUUUCAAUACAUAUAAAGUGGUUAAGGAUUUGGAAGGUCAAGGGUUAACUAGAGGACAAGCAAACUCAAUAAUGAGAUGCAUGGAAGCAUAUACAAUAUGUACAGCACAAUUACUUUAUCAUCGUUAUUAUACAGAAAAUUCAAUUGAAAAGGCUACAUCUUCAAACAAUAUAACAGCUGAUGUUAGUAUAACGUGUUUAUUUGUAGCGACAAAAAUAGAAGAAACAUACAAAAAAUUGAAAGAUAUUCUUAUAGUAGCUUACUAUGUUCUAUGUCCAGAAGGACCUGAAAUUAAUACUGAAAAACAGAAAAGAAGAGUACUUACAUUAGAACAAACAAUAUUAGAAAUAACUUGUUAUGAAUUUAAAUUUCUCCAUCCACAUAAAUUUUUAAUGAAAUUUGUAAAGAAAUUAGGCGGUGAUAAAUCUUUGGCAUUUAAAUCUUAUCAAAUAGUUAAUGAAUGUUAUAAAACAACUGUAUGUCUUAGAUUUCCUCCGCAUACUUUGGCAGUUGCAUCAAUUUAUUUAGCAAUUAAAUUAUUACAACUAAACGAUUUUCCACCAACUCCUUCUUCUAUAAAUAGUAAUGAUACAACUUGUGAAUACGAAUGGUAUGAAUUAUUUUUAUGUAGAAUUGAAGAUAUUGAAGCUAUAAAUAGAAAAAAUAGAAAUGAAGAUGACAAAAAUGAUCAUUCACUAGUAAUAAUAGAUAAAGAGGAUGUUCAAAUGACAUCAACAUCAUCAAUUCCAACAACAAAUGGUACAGAUAAAAAUAAUGCAACUACUAGAUAUCUUUUUACACCAACAUAUGCUAUUAAGCCUAUUAUUCACUAUUAA
Messenger RNA from Entrophospora sp. SA101, 1002 nucleotides. The record is from the annotation of a GenBank genome assembly. Lineage: Eukaryota; Fungi; Glomeromycota; Glomeromycetes; Entrophosporales; Entrophosporaceae.